UGAAAGCAGAGGCAUGACUGACUAAUCCAAUUUGAAGUCCGCCCCCCUGCUCUCCUUUGCAGCCCUCAUGGUGAACACAAUAGGAAAAGUAUCCCACUGACAAUGAAGGGACUAACGUUUUGCCUUUUUGCUAUCGUGAUGCUCGUGUCGGCUCAAGGUGAGGAAGAGGAGCCUCUGGAGCAGAUGAUGAACGCAGAAGGACUUGAGGAAGAGGAGGAGCUUCUGCAGUGCUUUCGUUGCGACCUGGGUUUCUGGGACGCAUGCUACACGACAGAAACCGACUGCAACCCCGGGGAGCGUUGCUUCACCGGUCACGGGAAGGCAGCUGACGUCCUGGAUGUCAAGACGUUGGGCUGCGUGAAAGCAGAGGAGUGCGACGUGGAGACCACCGUGGAGCUCUUCUCCAACAACACCAUCUUUGUCAUGACCAAACGCUGCUGCGACGCCUCCUUCUGCAACGCGGCGUUCAGACUUCGGGCCGACACGCUUUUCUGCAUCACUGUCGCGUUCGUGAUGUCCUGGCACUUUGCAGGGGCCUCCGCACACUGAGAGAAGCCAAUGUUUAUUCACUGUGUGCCGCCAAUAUACGAAAAAAAGGGACUACACCCACAUGGUGAAGGUGACAAUUUACCAGUUGCACAGGCUUGAAAAAAAAACAUCCGACAAGUUUGCAGAACACAAUUUAGCGUACAAUCCAUUCAUAUAACAGGAUAACACAUGAAAGUAUAUUUAACAGCUUGUUUUUAGAUGAAGAAAAGCAUCAGAAUUCUUUGCUAGUAUUCGGAACCUUAUUUGGAACCUGCGUUCCAGCAGCACAGGUCAGUUGUUCGGCAGCUGUCCAGCAGAGGGCAGAACCUCCUCCUUCAUAAAGCUCUGCAAAUCCACGUUUUCGUCUUCCAGAUCCAGGCUCAUAAAUCUAUCCACCACAGUCCUGCACCUGAAUCGGCAGCAGAAACAUACCCCGGCAUGUCCAACACACACGACUAAACAAGAGAGUCACACAAACCUGUUGGCCUGCUCAUCCGAUGACGCGCUGUCAACACGUUUGAUGGGUCUUCCUGUCCUGUAGAGCUCAGACACCUCCACGCCUCUCUGUACGAGAUUGGCAGGCAGGCCGGCUAAUCUGGCCACGUUGGCCGCGUAGCUACACUGGCAGAUGCCUUCCUUCAGUUGGUACAGAAACACCAAAUCAUCCCCGUCCGUUUCCGUCUCGAGAGUCUGAAACACAAGCAGAGUCUUCACGAGUUCCGACAAGCUCUCCGGCACGCUAUUUCGGUCUUCCUGCGCUCACACGCUGCAGGCUGGAGGUUUAAAUAUUGCAGUGAGAGCAUCUGCUAGUACCAGAAGAGACAGCAGGCCGGACGUGGGUAAAAGGCCCAGCUGCAGCAAACUGUGGAAGUUGGUGGCCAGCAGGACAUGAGGAACAUCUGCAGGAGCUUUUCUCAGCCAGUGAGAGAUGGUGGCUGCCAGCAAGGACAAGCCAUCCACCUGUAAGGAGGCACAGGCGAAAUGAAGAGGAACAUUUCUAAUUUAAAAGUUCAAAAAAUCAAACAGCCUUGACGUUGAGCACAAAUGACACGACUCAAAUGCACAGAAGUAGAUCACAGAUAAAAAUGGGCAUUUUAUGUUGUUGACAAAAUCAAUCAUCUUAGCGCUGACAUGUGAUGUCAUCUAUUUAUCUAUGACUUUCUAGGACAGGGGGUGUCCAAAGUGCGGCCUGGCUGUGGCACGUUGUACAGUAAACCUCGGAUAUAUCGGAUUCAAUUGUUCCCACUGGUUUUGUCCGAUAUAAGCGAAAUCCGUUAUAUGCGUAUACCGGUAAAUGUCCGUUUUACGCAUAUAUCGGAUUUAUAUCCGGUAUAUGCGUAAAUCAGAUUUUAUCCGUUCUAAAAAGGCACUUCCUUGACUAUGUUUCCAAUGUACCUGGACGCGCAGGCAACGCUGCAAACGCUGCAAAUGACGUCGUAUAGCGGCCUGUCACCAUUCGGCGAAUCGGAGCGCCACGAUGCGGCCAUCCGAUAUAUGCGAGGGAAAUUUCAUGGAAAUGCAUUGGAACGGGACUGGAGAUUUUGUCCGAAAUAGGCGAAAUCCGUUAUAAAAAAUCCGAUAUAUGCAAUGAAUUUUUAUUGGAAAUGCAUUACAGAAAAAUCGGUUCUUUUUUAUCUGUCCGUUGUGAGCGAAUUUCCGAUAUAUCCGAGUCCGAUAUAUCCGAGGUUUACUGUACAAGUAAAACAGCAAAAAUGGGAACAAUAGAGCAAAAAGUCAAAAAUGCAAAGAAAAAAGAUGAUCUGCUAUUAAUAAUGAAUAACCCAAAGCUUUGAGUUUAAAUAUGCUAUAUGUAAACAUGUUUUAGCCUUUUAAUAAAAUAUAUAUAUCAUAAUUUGACAAUGUUUUAAUCUAAUUAUGGCCAUUCAUCUUAUUAUUACGGCUAUUUUGCAGGAUCUCUGUGUGAAAGGGGCUACAGUUAUGCUUUGUAAGACAACAUAUCCGAUAAAAAAAAUAAAUGUUGUCUCCUAGAUGGUUAGUGCAGCCGUGACUUUGCUGGUAAUAAAGCAUCUCAUCUUUUGUGUUGCCUCUGAGGCAGAAAACAAAACCUGCCUCCUGCUGGUGUUAUUGCAGAUACUUAAAAAGAAUACUAGUGCAGUGAACACGUCAAAUAGAAGCUUAUGAAUAUGUUCACAAUGUGUGAAACUGUAUUUUAUGGAAAUACGAUUAUAAAUAAUUCAUGCUUGAAGAUUUUUUCAGUACCUGCCGUCUCUUUGCAGUAAGGCAUUCAUUACAAGGGAGGACUUUACUUGUGCUAUUACAUUUCUUAUUAUAAUAAAUAUUUAAUAUUUUUCCACUAUAAUGAUUAAUCAUGGCGGAAAAUACAAUUAGCAUAUUUGUAUGCAUGUUUUUUUGACUAACAAUAUGUUGUAGGCCACCAUGAAACAGCGUGAUUUAUUAGUUAAUAUAUAUGGAAAUAACACAAUAAGAGUGACAUGGCUAAAUUCAAAGGGCAAUUAUAUUAUGAAACAUUUCCCACCAAGCGGCUGCAUGACACGCUUUAAAUUGGUAAAUGUUAACUGGGACCGCCUAAUGUUAAUAAGUGUGUGUUUAAUACUCCUUACAGUGUUUGUCCCUUUUCCAAAUUCAUCGAUGAGGACUAAUGAGUUGCCGGUGCCUCUGUUCAGUAUUUGGGACAUCUGGAAAAUGGAGGGAAAAAAGAUAAUUAUAUUGGGUAAACAUGUGUGUUUGUGAAAAUGUCCUGACGAUGGAAAGAGUGAAGUACACCUGGAUGACAAUUAGAAUGACAUUUCAUCUAUUUUAUGUUAUUUUGUAUUUCCACAUCCUGACACAGACGUACAGUAAACCUCGGAUAUAUCGGACUCGGAUAUAUCGG
Messenger RNA from Doryrhamphus excisus (bluestripe pipefish), 3382 nucleotides. RefSeq names its product protein Bouncer-like. The record is from RefSeq and is a predicted model, not a curated record. Gene Ontology annotation, biological process: sperm-egg recognition. Gene Ontology annotation, cellular component: membrane. Lineage: Eukaryota; Metazoa; Chordata; Actinopteri; Syngnathiformes; Syngnathidae.